Molecule: messenger RNA, 2886 nt
Organism: Trematomus bernacchii (emerald rockcod)
Lineage: Eukaryota; Metazoa; Chordata; Actinopteri; Perciformes; Nototheniidae
Exons: 6
Coding region: 435-1262 (275 amino acids)
Molecular function (GO): S-adenosylmethionine-dependent methyltransferase activity
Source: RefSeq, a predicted model, not a curated record
GUGCCUCACCCCCAUCCUCUCCAUAGGGUUCCCAUUGGUUCUGACAGAAAAUCACAUAAGCUGACCCAAUUACUCAAACAGACCUUUGAGCUUGACAGCUUGACGUUGAUUUCCAUUCAACGUAAUUAUCAUGGAUUACUCUCGAAACACAGCAUUGUCAAAAAAAGUUAGAAACCAGAGCAUGUAAAAGAGUUUGGUGCUGUCCCUUUAAAGGCCUUCAUUAACAAACAAACAAAUCAAGAGGCCUUUCAGUUGUGGGCCGUCCAUUUUCCCCUGGAACUCCCCUGUUUAAUUAUUCUGCUUUCUACUGGGUGAGUGUGUGUGUGUGACUGCCAGUUAGCUCCUUUUAUACAAUAAACAAUCGAACAUAGAAUAGAUUGCUCUAGUUUUUUUUUUUUAUCUUAUUCAGCUAUUGACAGAGGCACCAACUUGCUAUGACUUACCGUCUGUUUGAGGGCAAAAGCCAUGCUUCUUCCUAUUGGAAGUUCAGGAUCUCUCCAUCAGAUAAUCUCAUACAACAGGUGCUUGACUUCCUGGAAAAGCAUAAAGGACAUCCCUUUGAGCUGGCGGUGGAUGUGGGUUGCGGAUCAGGACAGGGCACCGUGCUGCUGGCCAAACACUUUGCCUCCAUGGUGGCGACAGACGUUAGUCCUGCCCAGGUGGAAAUGGCUCUACAGCAUUCCAAAGAGCCAAACAUCACCUACAAACAGUGUGUUGCUGAGGAGCUGCCAUUGGCUGACAGCUCAGUGGACUUGGUGACAGCCAUGUCUGCCUUCCACUGGUUCGACCGGCCACGCUUCCUGCAGGAGGCCCACAGAGUGCUGAAGCCCCGGGGCUGCAUGGCUCUGCUCAACUACACCAUGGACAUGGAGCUCAGCUACCCUGAUUGCUGCUCUCAGACACUCAACCAAAUCUGCCAAGAGUUCUAUGCAGCCUUGGUUCCUUACCGCAGUGCCCACCUUGGUUCCAAUUCGAUUGAAUUGUACCGGGAGGCGUAUAAAUCCCUCCCUUACCCUGACAAGGAGUGGCAUGAGUGUGUGUGCGUGAAAAGGCCCAUGCCUCUUUCCAGCUUCAUGGGGUUCGUGGAGUCCUUCUCCAGCUAUCAGACUCUGGUGAGAGAAGACCUGCAGAAAGCCACCGCCCUGUCUCAGGACAUCAGUCACAGGUUGAUGUCCGUGAUGAAGGUGUCCUCUGCAGAGACAGAGGUGGAGGUGUCUGUGAGAUAUUACUGUCUCCUGGCGUGCAAACCACAGGAAGCCUGACUGACUGCUGCCAGCACUCACAGAUUCAAAAACGAGUAACUUUGCUGUCAACUCCCCCUUUGUGAAACAAUCCCUCGGACAUCUCUCUACAGGACUAAGUGAAUUAGAUGUUACUAGCUUGAUCCGACUUCUUUGCCUACAAAUGCCACUUCUUUAAAAGUAAUUGUUUAACAUUUUAGGAUAUAUUCCUAUUCAUCUUAUUGGUGAUAGCUAAAUGAGAGAAAAUGAAUCCUACUCUUGUUAAUUCAUUCUAAAUUAGAAGCUGGAAGAAGCUGCUAUUUAGUUUAACUUAGCUUAGCUUAACCUAGCUUAUCACAAAGACUGGAAACGGGGAACAGCUAGCUUCGUGCUAUUGUCGUUUUUACACUCCAGUUAUUGUAUUGUUAAAAAAACUGAGACAGAAUGUGUCAAAAUGUGAUCUGAAAAGAUUUUUCUUUCAAAUUGAAGUAAGCGAGGUGGGAGAAGUACUGAGAUAUUUUACUUAAGUAAAAGUAGAAGUACCAGAGUGUAGGAAUACUCUGUUACAAGUAAAAGUCCUGCAUUCAAUAUGUUGUUACUCAAGUAAAAGUGCAGAAGUAUUAGCAUCUAAAUGUACUUAAAAAGUACCAAAAGUAAAAGUAGUCAUUGUGCAGAUUGGCCCCUUUCCGAAUAAUAUAGGCCUGUUUUGAUUAUAAUUAAUGAUGCAUUCAAGUGUUAUCAAAGCUGAUAAAGUUCCAACUGAUUUCAAUUACUUUGUAUACUGCAGGGUAACUUGUGAAUUUACGCCAGGUGUAACUAAAGUUCUUUAUAUUUCACAUCAUUAAUUCAAAUCUGCAUACAGAAAAAGAUAUUAAAUAAAUGUAGUGGAGUAAAAGUACCCAAUUCACCUCUGAGUUGUAGAAGUACAAAGUAGUAUAAAAUAGAAAUACUCAAGUAAGGUACAAGUAUCUCAAAAUUGUACUUAAGUACAGUACUUGAGUAAAUGUACUUAGUUACUUCCCACCUCUGGUGAUACCAAUAAUCUUGGCAAAUGGAACAAUACGGGUUAUGUCGGAUUGAGAGGAAACAAAAGUGGGAGAGAUUAAAACAAUAAAACAAUAGAUUGGGAAAACAAUGGUUGUAGUAAAAAUAAUCGACUAUGUAAUUAAAACUGAUUAAAGUUUAACCAAGCUAAGCUGGUAAAAAGCUGCACAUACUUACUCCUCAGUAUAUCUGCAUCUGGCCAUAAUGUUCAUUUGUUCACACCAGCUCUUUGUGUGUAUAUAUGUGAAAGCAGUAGCUACACUUCAAUAUGGUUCUGCUAUGUGUAGUCAUUGAUUUUCACUGUGAACAAGGAAAGGCUGUUGUUUAAAAUACCACUAGAGGGAGACCUUCGAUCAAAAGUGACGAGUUCAAUAGUUUCAUUACUUUUUUUAGCUAUUAACUACUAAAACAACAAAUAAUGUUGAAACUUAGAAGGAAAUUAAUGUUGUUAUUUUACUUUUGCUUUAACUGUAAUUGACAUGUGAAGUCGGUUUAAAAUGGUGCGAGUCAAUAAUUUGUUUAAGGGCAUUUUUUAUUUCACUUUGGGUUAUGUAUGACCUGUGAAUGUGGGCACGGUUUUAAAUAAACUAAAUUGAUGGUAAUUUUUUUACUAACAUCACUA